AUGCGCUCGCCAUUCUCAAGACCACGACCCGCCUCGCCACGACCAACACAAGAUGUGACGAUACCCCCGCCCGAGACGGGGAUCGAGACGCUAGGUGUGGUUACGAUAGACAGCGACGACGUCGACUCGCACUGCACGGCCUACACCCACAGCACGCAUGACAGCAAGGCGGCCUCCGCGGCCUCGACACCAGACAGCGAGAAGACCCUGGGCACCGAGAAGACGAUAGCGGCGACGACGACAAGUGACACAGAAGCAGAGUACGGCGUCCCGACCCUCUCGACAGGCGACGCCGAGUCUGCCCUCUCGGCAGAGCCGCACCUGAGCACGGUGCGCCAAGUCAUCCUGGCCGGGGUGAUGAUGCUGUCCGUGUUCCUGUCCACGCUCUCCUCCCAGAGUGUCAUCGUCACUGUCCCGCGGCUAGCGAGCGCGCUGCAUGUCUCGGCAGUCCAGGCGCAAUGGGUCGCGUCCUCAUACACUUUGGCGUAUGGGUGUGCGCUCCUCCCCGCCGGCCGGCUGUCCGACGUCUUCGGACGUCGCCUGCCCUUCCUCCUCGGCCUGGGCUUCAGCACGCUCUUCAACGCCGUCUCGGGUCCCGUCCGCUCCCUCAUCCCCCUCUGCAUCCUGCGCGCCUUGGCGGGCUUGGGGUUGGCGAUAGCCACGCCGGCCGCGUUCGGGAUCAUCGGGGUCAACUUUCGCGGCCGCGCGCGCACAACAGCCUACGCUUGCAUGUCGCUUGGUAAUCCCGUCGGUGCCGCUCUCGCCAUGUUGUUGGGAGGCAUCAUGGCGCAGCGCGACGCGUUCUACCUCUUCUACGUGCUUGCUGGCAUCUCCGCACUCCCGCUCGCGCUCGGGUUCGUGAUUCCCCGCGACAGGGCGACGGACACGGACAGGCGUAUCGACAUUCCCGGCUCAGUCAUGAUCACGGCCGCCAUGGCGCUGCUGACCUUCUCGCUGGCACAAUCUGCCAUCGCGGGGUGGAAGUCGUAUGUCCCCGGCACACUCGUGCUCAGCGUUGUGCUGCUCGUGGCCUUCGGGUUCUGGGAACACCGCCUCGAGAAACGUGGCGGACGACCUAUCGUCAAGCUCUCCAUGCUCGCGGCGCAGCACGGCAAGAUGGCCCUCGUGGCUUUGUGCGGGUUCCUCACUUUCGUCGCUGUGAGCGGAUGGGUAUUGCUUGUGUCGCUCUACUACCAGGAUCUGAAGGGACUCUCGCCCUUCGAUAGCGCCGUGCACACGCUCCCCGCGUCCGUCGUCGGCGUCUUCGCGGCAGGCGCGGUGCUCUACCUCGUCCCCCGGUUUCCGGCCAGUUGGAUCAUCACGAUCGGCGGCCUGAGCUCGGGACUGAGCUGCUUCCUCUACGUCGUCAAACCUGCCAAUCUGACCUAUUGGGUGAUUGAGUUCGUGAGCGCGGUCCUUCUGCCGUUCGGCGCGGACUUCACCGUCGGGACGGGCUCUAUUCUCAUGAGCAACCUGGCGAGGGACGAGGACCAGAGCACCGCCGGCGGCGUGUUCCAGACCGCUGUCCAGCUCGGGAAUGCUAUUGGCGUUUGCUGCGCGAGUCUGCUCGCCGAGGGAAAGCCGGGCAUGGCUGGCUUGAAGGACGCGUUCGGAUUCUGCGCCGCUUUCCCGUGGGCGGUGGCCAUCAUCGCCGCUGUUGGGUUCCGCGGCAUGGGAAGAGCGGGCGACGUGAGGCACAGCUAG
Messenger RNA from Trichosporon asahii var. asahii CBS 2479, 1704 nucleotides. RefSeq lists its product as uncharacterized. Gene Ontology annotation, molecular function: transmembrane transporter activity. Gene Ontology annotation, biological process: transmembrane transport. The transcript has a single exon. Lineage: Eukaryota; Fungi; Basidiomycota; Tremellomycetes; Trichosporonales; Trichosporonaceae. The coding region runs from base 1 to 1704 and encodes 567 amino acids. Gene Ontology annotation, cellular component: membrane. The record is from RefSeq and is a predicted model, not a curated record.